Molecule: messenger RNA, 1422 nt
Organism: Penicillium salamii
Lineage: Eukaryota; Fungi; Ascomycota; Eurotiomycetes; Eurotiales; Aspergillaceae
Source: the annotation of a GenBank genome assembly
AUGGCAGAGCUGAAGCACAGCACUGAGGGAGAUAUGGUGGAGGAUAAAUCAAUUCCUCCGAUCGGAGAGGUAGAGGUCGACCUGGAACAGGAGAAAAAACUCAUUCGCAGACAAGAUCUCCGAAUCUUGCCAUUGUGUGCCGGAAUAUAUCUUCUUUGCUACCUUGAUCGAUCAAACAUUGGAAAUGCAAAGACACUCAAUUCUGGAACAGGAAAUGAUCUGCUCGAUGAAACAAAUAUGACAGAGCACCAAUAUAUUAUAGCAUUGAUGGUAUUUCUGAUUGCCUACGCCCUGUUUGAAGUUCCAUCCAAUUAUCUGCUCAAGAAAUUGAGGCCAAGCCGUUGGAUUGCGUUUCUCAUGUUCUCAUGGGGAGCGGUCACAAUGGGACUUGGUGGUGCACAGAACUACUCUCAAGUGGCAGGUGUCCGUUUUCUCCUUGGGGUGCUUGAGGCGGGAUUGUUCCCUGGGUUGGUCUUCUAUCUCACCUUUUGGUACAGAGUAUCGGAAAGGUCUUUGAGAGUCGCUAUCAUUUUGGCGUCCGCUACAUUGGCCGGUGCUUUUGGAGGCGCCAUUGCUUAUGGAGUCGGUCAUAUGAAUGGUAUACAUGGACUGGCAGCUUGGCGGUGGCUGUUUAUCAUUGAAGGUGCUCCUUCGUGCGCAUCUGCUGUCCUUGUUUGGUUCUUCCUUCCAGACUAUCCAGAGACAUGUCGAUUCCUAACCCCCGAGGAAAAGGCAUUAGCGAGACAGCGACUAUCCGUGGAAGGAGGCCAGGGCGCAGCAAAGGCCAUGUCAUGGAGUGAAGCGAAGGAAGUAUUGAAGGAAUGGCGACUCUAUGCGCACUAUCUGGUCUACUUCGGAAUUUCGGUGCCUUUUUCGAGCUUGUCGCUUUUCACGCCCACUAUCACAGCCGGCCUUGGCUACGAAAAUUUACAAGCCCAGUUGAUGACAGUACCUCCAUAUGCUGUUGCAUAUGUGGUGACACUUGCAGUCUCCUGGUCGGCGGAUCACUUCAAUGCCCGCGGCUUGCACUCCGCAGUGUUUGCAUUCAUCGGUGCUUUGGGCUUCAUAGUAUCUGCCGUCCUUCCCCCAGAUGCUUAUUCGCACCGUUAUGGAUGUCUGAUCGUUGCCACAUCGGGCGCAUUCUCUUGCAUCCCCCCUCUCCUAGGCUGGCUGUCCUCUAACCUUCGCUCAACUGCUGGGAUCGGACUAGCUAUUGCCAUGAAUAUCUCCUUUGGAGCGCCGGGCCAAAUAGUGGGAGUUUGGAUUUACAAAUCAGAUCAAGCCAAGCGUGGAUUUCCAACGGGACACUGGACAAACGCAGCCCUGUUACUCCUUGUAUCCUCGGUCUGCAUCGCAUUGAGGUUAUAUUAUGGCUGGUUGAAUCGAAGGUCUGCCAACAGUCAGAUCAAAUAUAGCUACUAG